CAGCGAAAAUCAUUUAUACCGUCUGCGUAUGCGAAUAUCACCAUAGCAACAGCUUGUUUUCCUGACCUUGUAAUCCCAAGCUAUUGUUCAUAGAUACAAAAGCCAUUUCAGCAAGCAUGGCUUACACAUAAACACUUUGCCUAAAUUAAUAACCUUUGGGUUUUAUUUUAACCAAUAUUCAAGCUAGAAGUUGUAAUGAGUGAUAUUGAUACUAUUCCAGACGAUGUUCAUAGUUUAAUCUCGUUGUCAAGUUCUACAAUUGGAAGCAAUCGUCUCGAUGAUGUUGAAAGUACUGAUUCACAAGACUAUGCUGAUGUUGCCGGUUCGAGAGAGCGCUUUAAACAACUUAUAGACUCACAGGGAAAGGCUUCAACACAAUCCAGAAUCAAUUCGUAUCUUUUCGAUUCAGAGACUAAAAAUGCAACUGAUAAUCUKUCUGAAGAGAACAAAGAGGAAAAACAGAAUUUGGAUUUAGGGACUGAGGAUGAUAAGACGGAUGAAAAUCCGUUUUUAAAAUCUAUCAAAUAUCUUGAGCAGGAAGGUAUAUUAAGGUUAUUUCAGAAUCUUGCAGCAGACAUCGUCUUCAAUCGUCCUGAUCAACCACUGCAAUACAUCGUAGAAAAACUGAAAAAGGAGAAAGACGAUUUCAGAGAUGAGAACGAUAACUCGAGCAGCCAAAUACAGUGAUGGAUAUUACCAUGAAAUAAAAAAUAAAUUAUUUAAGCGUGACAUAUAGAAAUAUACAGUCAAGUUGUAAAGACAAUGUAAAGACAUAAAGCCAACAAAGUCAUUUGCAUUUAACGCACUUUAAAUAAUUUCUUUGCAAAAUAWUGAACGUCAUAGGCUUCAAAACUUUUUUGCAAUGUCCAUARCAUUUAAUUCGCUAUUUAUCUAAAGUUUGURAUUACAAUUGUAAUCCUAAGAAUAUAAAUUUUCUAUGAAAAUGGCUUUGUUUGUCUUUAUGUCUUCACAAGUGACCAGUAUUCGUUUCUGYCAAAGGUUACUUAUGGCAGAUGCCACGAAAGAAAAUACUGAAUUUGUAUAUAUAGAAUUUGUAAUACAACAAUUUAAUAAAUUUUGGGUUAAAUGUGUUUUUCAACUAAU
Exaiptasia diaphana is the source of this 1104-nucleotide messenger RNA. RefSeq lists its product as uncharacterized. The transcript is spliced from 2 exons. Bases 196 to 687 code for a protein of 163 amino acids. The record is from RefSeq and is a predicted model, not a curated record. NCBI's taxonomy places the organism in Eukaryota, Metazoa, Cnidaria, Anthozoa, Actiniaria, Aiptasiidae.